AUGGAUCGAUUCUACGGACGCUUUUCCUCAACUUUCACAAAGAACCUGGAAGGUUUCUCUCCCGUCGUCACAUCCAGCGGGUAUGUGCACUCGCGUGUGGAGGAGUCCUUCCUGUGGGAGUGUAAACAGUUGGGGGCGUACUCUCCCAUCGUGCUCCUGAACACGCUGCUCUUCUUCUGCUACCGACCCCAGCAACGUCAAGACCACCUUCCUGCGCUUCUACCCGCCCGCCGCCCUCGCCACCACAGGUACCUCAGGCUGUACCUCAGGAGACUGUACCUCAGGAGACUGUACCUCAGGAGACUGUACCUCAGGAGACUGUACCUCAGGAGACUGUACCUCAGGAGACUGUACCUCAGGAGACUGUACCUCAGGAGACUGUACCUCAGCAGGCUGUACCUCAGCAGGCUGUACCUCAGCAGACUGUACCUCAGCAGACUGUACCUCAGCAGACUGUACCUCAGCAGACUGUACCUCAGGAGACUGUACCUCAGCAGACUGUACCUCAGCAGACUGUACCUCAGGAGACUGUACCUCAGCAGACUGUACCUCAGGCUGUACCUCAGCAGACUGUACCUCAGCAGACUGUACCUCAGGCUGUACCUCAGCAGACUGUACCUCAGCAGACUGUACCUCAGGCUGUACCUCAGCAGACUGUACCUCAGGCUGUACAGCAGACUGUACCUCAGGAGACUGUACCUCAGCAGACUGUACCUCAGCAGACUGUACCUCAGCAGACUGUACCUCAGGCUGUACCUCAGGCUGUACCUCAGGCUGUACCUCAGCAGACUGUACCUCAGGCUGUACCUCAGCAGGCUGUACCUCAGGAGACUGUACCUCAGCAGACUGUACCUCAGCAGACUGUACCUCAGCAGGCUGUACCUCAGCAGACUGUACCUCAGGCUGUACCUCAGCAGGCUGUACCUCAGCAGGCUGUACCUCAGCAGACUGUACCUCAGCAGACUGUACCUCAGGCUGUACCUCAGCAGGCUGUACCUCAGCAGACUGUACCUCAGCAGACUGUACCUCAGCAGACUGUACCUCAGCAGACUGUACCUCAGCAGACUGUACCUCAGCAGACUGUACCUCAGGCUGUACCUCAGCAGACUGUACCUCAGGCUGUACCGCAGACUGUACCUCAGCAGACUGUACCGCAGACUGUACCUCAGCAGACUGUACCUCAGGCUGUACCUCAGCAGACUGUACCUCAGCAGACUGUACCUCAGCAGACUGUACCUCAGCAGACUGUACCUCAGGCUGUACCUCAGCAGACUGUACCUCAGCAGACUGUACCUCAGGCUGUACAGCAGACUGUACCUCAGGAGACUGUACCUCAGCAGACUGUACCUCAGCAGACUGUACCUCAGCAGACUGUACCUCAGGCUGUACCUCAGGCUGUACCUCAGCAGACUGUACCUCAGGCUGUACCUCAGCAGACUGUACCUCAGCAGACUGCUGUACCUCAGCAGACUGUACCUCAGCAGACUGUACCUCAGGCUGUACCUCAGCAGACUGUACCUCAGCAGACUGUACCUCAGGCUGUACCUCAGCAGACUGUACCUCAGCAGACUGUACCUCAGGCUGUACAGCAGACUGUACCUCAGCAGACUGUACCUCAGCAGACUGUACCUCAGCAGACUGUACCUCAGCAGACUGUACCUCAGGCUGUACCUCAGCAGACUGUACCUCAGGCUGUACCUCAGCAGGCUGUACCUCAGCAGACUGUACCUCAGCAGGCUGUACCUCAGCAGACUGUACCUCAGGCUGUACCUCAGCAGACUGUACCUCAGCAGGCUGUACCUCAGCAGGCUGUACCUCAGCAGACUGUACCUCAGCAGACUGUACCUCAGGCUGUACCUCAGCAGACUGUACCUCAGCAGACUGUACCUCAGCAGACUGUACCUCAGCAGACUGUACCUCAGCAGACUGUACCUCGGCAGACUGUACCUCAGGCUGUACCUCAGCAGACUGUACCUCAGGCUGUACCGCAGACUGUACCUCAGCAGACUGUACCUCAAGAGGCUGUACCUCAGGAGGCUUUACCUCAGCAGACUGUACCUCAAGAGGCUGUACCUCAGCAGACUGUACCUCAGAAUUUACCUCAGCAGGCUGUACCUCAGCAGACUGUACCUCAGCAGACUGUACCUCAGAAUUUACCUCAGCAGACUGUACCUCAGGAGGCUGUACCUCAGCAGACUGUACCUCAGGAGGCUGUACCUCAGCAGACUGUACCUCAGGAGGCUGUACCUCAGCAGACUGUACCUCAGAAGGCUGUACCUCAGCAGACUGUACCUCAGAAGGCUGUACCUCAGCAGACUGUACCUCAGAAGGCUGUACCUCAGCAGACUGUACCUCAGCAGACUGUACCUCAGCAGACUGUACCUCAGCAGACUGUACCUCAGGCUGUACAGCAGACUGUACCUCAGGAGACUGUACCUCAGGAGACUGUACCUCAGGAGGCUGUACCUCAGACCAGGAAGAAUAAUAAGAUUAGUGAUAAUAGUUUUCCUGCAGUUCUCCAGUUGUGAGCGUUUGUUUAAAGCAGUGAUUUUGUUAGAUCAAGAGGAGCCAUUGACAAAGAGGCGGAGAGAGGACCCCACGGAGGAGGUACUGGAGAUGCCUGAAAACUCUGAAAAUCCUCUUCGAUGUCCAGUCCGGCUUUAUGAAUUCUAUCUCUCCAAAUGUUCUGAGUCGGUGAAGCAGCGCACAAACCUGUUCUACCUUCACCCCGAGCGCUGCUGCGUCCCCAACAGUCCGCUGUGGUUCUCCUCCACGCCACUAGAUGACAGCACCAUGGAGUCGAUGCUCAUCCGCAUCCUGUCCAUGAGAGAGCUGCACAUCUGUCCGAGCAACCACAACGACAACGACUCGCCAGACGACAAACCCUACAUCCCCGAAGAGGAUUCGGAAUGA
Messenger RNA from Knipowitschia caucasica, 2913 nucleotides. Lineage: Eukaryota; Metazoa; Chordata; Actinopteri; Gobiiformes; Gobiidae. The record is from the annotation of a GenBank genome assembly.